CACUGUUCCUCCUCUCUUCUCCCCCCCCCCCAACCCGGUGAUACCUCCAAAACGUAUCCCCGUGCCCUCUCCGUCUCCCAUCACUCUCGUCUGAGUGCCGCCGUCGCCGUUGCUCGACCCCCCUCGCGCCCGCCAGGCACCUCCCGUUGAGCCCCACAGCUCGGACGCUGCACCUUUUGACUGCCCGACACUCUUUCUGGGACACGGCUCAAGAUGCCAGAGCCCACAAAGAAAGAUGAGACGCCAAACGGCCAGCCAGAAGAGGAUGCCAGUUCACUCAAGAAACUGUCAGUUGAGCUGCCUAAUGAUAGAGUCUCCAUUACGGCCUUCGAGAGGAAAGACUCAGUGUGGUCUUUGGGAGAGUCCCAGGCCCCCGAGGAACUGGACAAGCCCAUUGACAACCCGCCGCAGUCCACCCUGCUCUUGGAGAUGCCCAAAAGUGGCACGGUGGUCGUCGGUGGGGACAUCACUUUUGUGGCCAAGGUGGAGGCCAAAGAUCUUCUCCGCAAACCCACCAUCAAGUGGUUUAAGGGGAAAUGGAUGGACCUGGCCAGCAAGACGGGGAAGCACUUGCAGCUCAAAGAGACCUUUGACCGCGUCACCAAGAUGCACACUUUUGAGAUGCACAUCAUCAAGGCCAAAGAAAAUUAUGCGGGCAAUUACAGAUGCGAGGUGACCUACAAGGACAAGUUUGACAGCUGCUCCUUCGACCUGGAAGUGAAAGAGGCCGGACCGUCACAGAGUAUUGAUAUCAGAUCAGCUUUCAAAAGGAGCAGUGAAGGCCAAGAAGAUGCAGGGGAGCUUGACUUUAGUGCUCUACUUAAACAUAGAGAGCAUAAGGCGCAGGACGACGCCCCCGAGGUGGACGUGUGGGAGAUUCUAAAGAAUGCCCGUCCUGAUCAGUACGAGAAGAUUGCAUUCGAGUAUGGCAUCACAGAUCUUAGAGGCCUGUUGCGCAGGAUGAAGAAGAUCCCCAAAGAGGAGAAGAAGAGUGAAGCGUUCGCCAAGAAGCUGGAGCCUGCUUAUCAGGUGGAUAAAGGCGGAAAGAUCCGCCUUAUGGUGGACCUGGCUGACCCCACAGUUGACCUCAAGUGGUACAAAAAUGGACAGGAAAUCCGUCCCAGCCCCAAGUAUAUAUUUGAGCACAAGGGCACGCAAAGGAUCUUGGUCAUCAACAACUGCGGCCCCAACGACGACGCUGCAUAUUCUGUGUCCGCAGGAGAGGAGAAGUGCUCCACGGAGCUCUUGGUCAAAGAGUUGCCAGUUAAGAUCGUUAAGGAACUGGAGGCCGUCAAGACCACCGUGAACGAGAGGAUCGAGCUGGAGUGUGAGGUGACGGAGGAAGGUGCUGCGGUCAAAUGGAUGAAGAACGGUGUUGAGAUCUCAACAGGAGUUCGAUCUAGAUAUCGAGUUAAGUGCGAGGGAACCAAACACUUCCUGGUGAUUGAUGACGCCUCCCUGGAAGACACCGGGACAUACUCCAUCAUGGCUAGUGGUGGCACAUCCGAGGCUCACAUACAGGUUGACUUGAAACCACUGAAGAUCCACCAGGACCUGCAGGACAUGAAGGUGUUGCUGGGUCAGCCUCUCAAGCUGCACUGUGAGAUCUUCCCGGGCAACGUCCCAGGCCGAUGGUACAGGAAUGGACAGCUAAUCCAAGCCAAUGACCGCAUUAACAUCCUACACAAAAAUAGGGAUCACGAACUUUCAGUUGAAACGAGCUCCCUCCAUGACGCUGGAGAUUACACCUUUGUACCUGAUGGCUACUCGCAGAGCCUAUCUGCCAAGAUUCAAGUCAUAGACCCUCCAAAGCUGCACCUGGAAAGUCUGAACUUCCCAGACAACACUGUGACAAUUAUAGCAGGAAACAAACUUCGCUUAGAGAUCCCCAUGAGUGGCGAACCAGUUCCCAGGGUGGUUUGGAUGAAGGGGGAAAGGGUCAGUAUCUAACUUUGCUCUGUUUUU
Messenger RNA from Nerophis ophidion (straightnose pipefish), 1965 nucleotides. Its product is annotated as myosin-binding protein C, slow-type-like. Bases 214 to 1950 code for a protein of 578 amino acids. Lineage: Eukaryota; Metazoa; Chordata; Actinopteri; Syngnathiformes; Syngnathidae. The record is from RefSeq and is a predicted model, not a curated record. The transcript is spliced from 17 exons.